Messenger RNA from Lactuca saligna, 2555 nucleotides. NCBI's taxonomy places the organism in Eukaryota, Viridiplantae, Streptophyta, Magnoliopsida, Asterales, Asteraceae. The record is from the annotation of a GenBank genome assembly.
UUUUUAAACACUUCUCAACCCAAAUGUCAAUUUCAUCGAAAUUGUUGAUUAGUCCAUACUCUAUCACCUUCAAUGUUGGGGUGGACUCAAUUUUCAUUUUCAUUGCACCUUGAAUUCUUGAAAUAACCUCCACCGCAAUUAUCUACAGUGAAUAACAACUCCCUGGUACCCACCACACCAGAGUUAGUACCCCGUCUUACUUUUUGAGUUAACAAAGAAAAGAAACAAGAACAUCAGCACCCAACUACUCUUUCAUAAUAUCAUUCUAAUUUCUACAGUCUUGGUGAUAUAUUUUAGACAAAUGGGUUUUUUCUGGUUCUCAAAUUGACUUCUGAAUUUCUUUCUUGUUGAAACAACUACUUUAUUUAUGUUCAAUCGGUUGUUAAGCUCUCGUUUUCCUUUCUCAAUCGGUAGUUUAGGGCUGUUGUUUGACUCCACUCGAAGCAACGAUAUCUUUCACUCUUCCUUCAGAGUUAUAUCUAUGUUUCGGUUGUGAGAAUUUCAUCUUCCACUUCGCCCGAUUGUAAAAUAGCUGAGUCGUGAUUGGGUAUUUUGUGAUCAGAGAAGACUUGGGGUUUAUGGGGUUGAAGGUGAAAGAAUUUAGGGUUUUCUUCGGGUUGUUGUGGUUUGUCCUGUCAAAUUUUCAGCCGGUUGCAGGAUUAAGACCUCUCAGGGAGAGAGCUCGUUCAUGGGGUGAUGAGUGGCUUGUUGCAAGGAAAGAUGAGAAUGAAGUGGGCCCAUUCUCUGCAUGGAAUAUAACUGGGACAUACAGAGGAGCUUGGAAAUUCAUCCAGUCUUCAAAUACCUCUUCCAGGUUUCCAGAUUUUAAGAAAUCAAGUGGAAAUUCUGUAUUGGAGUUGAUGACUAGGCCAACUAAAAUAAAUGGUGUACAUUAUGUUCAGGGUGUAAUGAUUUUCCAUGAUGUGUUUGAUAAUGAGCCAGAAGUUGGUCGUGUCCAAAUUAGGGUAGAAGGGGUAUACAUAUGGCCAUUCAGACAACUUCGAAUGGUAGCUAACAGUGGAAGAGAGGGAGAGUUUGGUCAAGAAGAGGAUUAUAUCUUAUCCAACCCCUACCACUUGCUUGGAGUUUUCUCAUCACAAGUAUUUCAGGAGUCUCCACGAGAUAAGAUCUGGAAGAGCAAACAAUCCCCAAUUAGUGACAUGGACAAGCAUUGUAAUGUUGAAAUCUCUGCUCAAAUUUCUCGUGUCUCAUCCACCCAAAGUGAUGGAGAGCAUGAUCGUUAUUACUUGGAAGGGUUAAUGGAGAGCCCUUCUGCUGAUGAUGAUGGAGAUUGCUUCUCACCCAUGUUAAUGAAUGCUACUUCAGUCAACAUUGAGGUUUACUAUAACAAAGCAGUGAAUUACACUUUAAUGGUGACCUUUAUUUCUUUUCUUCAGGUUCUUUUGUUAAUUCGGCAAAUGGAGCAUAGUAAUACACAAUCUGGGGCUGCAAAAGUAUCGAUUUUGAUGAUUGGACAGCAGGCUAUCAUGGAUGCUUAUCUUUGUCUUUUACAUUUGACUGCAGGGAUAUUAGUUGAGUCACUAUUUAAUGCUUUUGCUACAGCUGCAUUUUUUAAGUUUGUGGUGUUCUCCAUCUUUGAGAUGAGGUAUCUUCUUGCCAUAUGGAAGGCAGGUAGGUCUGCAAAUAAUGGAGAGGGUUGGGAAGCUAUGAGGCGUGAACUUUCAGUUCUUUACAGUCGAUUCUAUGGAAUCCUUUUAGGUGGAAUUUUGAUCAUGUAUGAGUUCCAUAGAUAUCUAAGGCCGAUACUCCUUGUUUUGCAUUCGUUUUGGAUUCCACAAAUUGUGACUAACAUUUUUCCAGGCUGCAGUUCUCAUUCUACAACACUAUCUUGGAUCCAGAUGCUUUAUUCCUCGACAGAUUUUGCCCGAGAAAUAUUGUUAUUUUAGAAAAGUUGAUCAGGAUUCGACUCAUGCUACCGAUUGUGUCAUUUGCAUGACUGCUAUUGAUCUGACUCAGAAUUCAAAUGAUUGCAUGGUUACUCCAUGUGAUCAUUUUUUCCACUCGGGAUGUUUACAAAGAUGGAUGGAUAUAAAAAUGGAGUGCCCAACAUGUCGGCGUUCACUUCCACCUGCUUAAAAUUUUAUAAUAUGGACAUAUCAUUACCACUCUGCUCAUGGUUGAUCAUGGAUGUUGAAUUGCAGCCAAGAGGAUAUUAGCCUAAAGUGGACUUUUGUAGAAAGUAAAAAGAAGAAGGGUGAGAGGGGUAGGCUGCAUAAAAACUGUAUAUUGUACAUUAUGUAACUCAUUUCAAAACUUCCCGAAUUUAUUCCUCACAAAUAUUGACCUGAGAAACCACAUUCCAAGAUACUAAUCUGCAAGCAUGUUUAUUAAAGAUCAGAUGUAUAUACAAAUGUACACAUUGGAAAUAACUUCAGUUUCUUGAUUUUGUAUCUUUUCAAUAUCUGGUUUGUGGUUUUAGUUGUCGUUAUUCAGUAUGUAUGGGUAACAAAUUGUAAGUAUAUGUAGAUAUGUGUUACAUAAACUACAUUGCUUGUAUUGAUAAAAAGAGAAAUAUAUCGGUAUUACAUGCAGUU